AUGGAAGGAAUGAAAAGGAAAAUGGGGCGGAAGAGCCGCAGAGGCGCUGUUCCCUUAACAGCAGCAGCUUUGAGCGUCGAGGGUCAGAGGUCAUCAUGGUUAAACAGGUGUGGAGGACAGACAGGUAUUUCCUACCUGCUGGAGGCAGCAGCGUGGCAAAGGUUCGAUUCCCUGUCAGUUCAACGCAGAGACUGCCGCCUCUACCUCAGCAAGUUUCAGGGUCAGGAAGUUCUGACGGCCGGCUGCGCUGCUGCACCGCCACCGCUGAAGAAAAGGGAAGAACUGAUGGGCGGAGCCACGCUGGAGGCCAGGGUUCUGAUGGAGGUUCAGGAGAGAGUGAACCCAAGAGAGCCAGGCAGGAAAGAACUUUUAUUCACCACAGCGCCAGCAGCUCUUCACGACUCUUCGGUCUGGCUCGGAAACGAGGAGUCUGCAGCUCUGACCAAAGCUUCUGCGUCAUGUGAUCCAGCAGAAGGUGUUCCUGUUGGUGACCAGCAGGGGGCAGCAGAGCUCAGUGAGGACAGCAGAGCGGCUCAGCUGCAGAGUGUGGGCUCUCUGAAGGUCACCAUCCAGAGGAGCAGUGAGAGCAGAGAGUUCGGACCGACGGAGCGGACGGCGGAGCAGCCGGCAGGUGGUCUUCACUGUCAUGUCUGUAACGUCACCUGUCGUUCUCCUCAGGUGUUUCAGGAGCACAUGUCAGGACAGGAACACGUGAGGAAACUCCAGGAGGUCACACACAGCAUCUGCCUGAACACACACACCCUGCUGGACAGGGGGCGGCGGCCUCACGCACAGCGUUGGUGCGACACCUGCCAGAUCCACUUCAGCGGUGAGGUCAUCAACCAUCGACGCACAGAACAGCACAAGGUGUGUAAAAAGGUGGGUCGUCCCUUCUGUUCGGUGUGUAAACGACACUUCAGGACACCCAGGAAGUUUGUGGAGCACAUGAAGUCUGCAGAUCACAAAGAGCAGGUGCAGCUGGAGGAGGCUCAGGAGGAGGAGCUUAUCACGGUGGAUGCUGUUGGCUGCUUUGAAGAGGAAGAAGAAGAAGAGGAGGAGGAGGAGGAGGAGGAGGAGGAAGUGAAUCCGUCUGAGCCAAUCGAGACGAAGGAGCGUGAUGAAGAGGAGGACGACCGUCACGGAAGUGGUUUUGUGGUUCCUGUUUGCGGCUUCGUGUGUCGACUCUGCCACAAGUUUUUCUACAAAGAAGCUCGACGCACACACUGCAGGACACACACACACCGCCUCCACGUGCAGAACUACAGAGCUCAGAGGAGAAGACGAGGACAAGAGGACGAAGGUGAGGACAGAUCUGCUCCAAGCUGACCCGAUGACACCG
Nematolebias whitei (Rio pearlfish) is the source of this 1339-nucleotide messenger RNA. It is a transcript of the gene ciz1b, whose product is annotated as cdkn1a interacting zinc finger protein 1b. The coding region runs from base 1 to 1326 and encodes 441 amino acids. NCBI's taxonomy places the organism in Eukaryota, Metazoa, Chordata, Actinopteri, Cyprinodontiformes, Rivulidae. The record is from RefSeq and is a predicted model, not a curated record. The transcript is spliced from 17 exons. Gene Ontology annotation, molecular function: nucleic acid binding; zinc ion binding. Gene Ontology annotation, cellular component: nucleus.